UUGGACAUCCAAGCUGACUUAGUCGCGUGUCGGUGUUGAGACUUAGCCAGUCGCAACACCAGUCGUAAUACCAAAGCCUCAAAGAUAAUCCAUGAGAUCUCAUCCCUCAUCUCUGGCAUCACCACUGAGCACGGUUUACACACACACUCAGAGACACACACUCUAACAUACACACAUAGUCGCUCUAAAAACAGAAAACAAAUGAUACAACGACACAUAACACUGCAAAUUUGAUUCACAAACAUAAAAAUCAGCUCAGGAUCUUCACUGUCAUCAUGAGUCUCAAACAAGCCUGUAUCUUUCUCAGAGGAGGAACGAGGAGACAAACAAGAGCUCUUACCAAUGAAGAAAUAGAAGAGUUACGUGAAGCUUUUGUGGAGUUCGAUAAAGACAAGGAUGGUUUUAUAAGCUGCAAAGAUCUGGGCAACCUCAUGAGGACCAUGGGAUAUAUGCCAACGGAAAUGGAGCUGAUAGAACUGAGCCAAAACAUCAACAUGAACCUAGGAGGACGGGUGGACUUUGAGGAUUUUGUGGAACUCAUGAGCCCGAAGCUUCUGGCUGAAACUGCAGGCAUGAUUGGAUUAAGGGAACUUAAAGAAGCCUUCAAAGAGUUUGACAUCGAUGGUGAUGGUAGCAUCACCUCUGAAGAGCUGAGACACGCCAUGAUCAAGUUAUUAGGGGAACAAACCAGCAAAAGGGAAAUUGAAGCUGUGGUCAGAGAAGCGGACAACAAUGGAGAUGGAACGGUCGACUUUGAGGAGUUCGUGAAAAUGAUGUCACGGAAUUGAUGGCGACAAAGUGAAUGCAGGGAUUUGUUUUUAUUGACGUUUAUGUAGCUAAGAGUCCAUUUCUCAUGAAUAUUUGUUGCCAUUAUUUUUCCCAUAUAAGUGGAGAAACUUAACUUCAUCAUUUUCCAAAGUUCGUUAACUUUGAUUUGACAAAAUGUUUGGUCUUUUUUGUGUGUUUGUUUUUGAAGUCAUAGUUCCGCAUGUGGGCCAGUGUAUUGUCACCUGGCUUCUCAGAAUCUCACAGACCUGAGUAAUGAGAACAUCUCAGGAUGAAGUCAGUCAGAGGGGAAAAAAAAACAUUUUAAAGAGAGCAGCUCUUAAUCAAAGGUUGGAAGUAGUGUCAGUGGUAGAAAUGUCCCUUCCUGAGGGUUGCCCUCUUUUUUCCCCAGACAGAUAUAGUGUGGCAUAGUGGCUGAUGUAUAUAUGCCAAUGUAUAGAAAUACUAAGAGACAAGGUGUCCAUGUCAUUGCGUUAUUUUAUUACGUUUAGUAGUAUUUUACAGAGAUCACUGUUUGUUGCUAAACCAGAUGUUCAGUCUAUUUUUAAUUUAUUUAAUAUAUCACCCUAUGACAGCUUCACUAUCUCACCUGCUCUGUUCUUGUAACCAUAAUGACAAAUGCCCUUAAUUACUUGAAUGUUGCAUGUUGUAUUGAUUUUGUAUGGUCUAGGCGGCAAAGAUAUGCUUGGUUUAGGAAAAGGUUAUUAGUUGUAGGUUGUAAGAUGGGGGUUUAGGCGGUAAAGUGUUGAGUUACUUUCUUAAAGUUUGUGAAAAGUGUGGUCAAGGUAAAGUGCAGGUCUUGCUGUAUAAAUACACAGAUUAAAAAUG
This is a messenger RNA of Solea senegalensis (Senegalese sole), 1614 nucleotides long. RefSeq names its product calcium binding protein 5b (gene cabp5b). Gene Ontology annotation, molecular function: calcium ion binding. The coding region runs from base 276 to 788 and encodes 170 amino acids. The record is from RefSeq and is a predicted model, not a curated record. The transcript is spliced from 7 exons. Lineage: Eukaryota; Metazoa; Chordata; Actinopteri; Pleuronectiformes; Soleidae.